This is a messenger RNA of Diceros bicornis minor, 1300 nucleotides long. RefSeq names its product heme binding protein 2 (gene HEBP2). The transcript is spliced from 5 exons. The coding region runs from base 126 to 728 and encodes 200 amino acids. Gene Ontology annotation, cellular component: cytoplasm. NCBI's taxonomy places the organism in Eukaryota, Metazoa, Chordata, Mammalia, Perissodactyla, Rhinocerotidae. The record is from RefSeq and is a predicted model, not a curated record.
AACAAGGGCGGGGGAGGGACCCCAAAGGAAGCCGGGCCCAGGGCCCUGCAGUCCGGUCUCCGGCUCGGGCCUCAGCCCAGCGCAGGGACCCGGCAGAGCGGCGAGGUCGAGGGUCGGCGGCGCCCAUGGCUGACGCGCUGGAGCCGGAGCCCGGGGCGGCCGGAGCCGUGGAAACGCCGGGCUGGACGGCGCCCCUGGACGCUGGCCCCCAGCCCGGGGGUUACGAGCUCCGACGCUACGGCCCAGCCAGGUGGGUCAGCACCCGCGUGGAGUCUGCGGACUGGGACUCCGCCGUCCACACCGGCUUUACCAGGCUGAGCAGCUACGCCCACGGCAGAAACGAGACAGAGACGAAAAUAAAGAUGACAGCUCCCGUGACGACCUGCGUGGAGCCCGGGGCAGGUCCCUUUAGCCAGCCUACCGUCACCGUCUCCCUGUAUGUGCCCUCAGAACAGCAACUUGAUCCGCCCAGGCCCUCGGAGUCAGAUGUCUUCAUUGAAGACAGAGCCGAGAUGACGGUGUUUGCAUGGUCUUUCGACGGAUUCUCUAGUGCCCAGAAGAAUCAAGAACAACUGUUGACGUUGGCAAGCAUUUUGAGGGAAGAAGGACAAGUUUUCGAUGAAAAGGUUUAUUACACUGCAGGCUACAGCAGUCCUUUCAAAUUGCUUAACAGAAACAACGAAGUGUGGUUGAUUCAGAAAAAUGAACCCUCCAAAGAAAAGGAAUGAGAAAUGAGAGGAAGCUCCAUUGCCAGGGGCAAAGCUUCUGUUUACUGGAGACGCAGCACCACCUAUAAGUAACCCAUGUGUCUGCCAUCUCUGCCUGAGGGUCCUCCUGUGACUGAGCUUAUCCCCAAUGUGCCUCUUCAGUGCUUGAAGCUUCAUCAGACACGCAGAUCAGGUAGCAGGGGGCAGCAUUCUACACGCCCGUGAAUGGGACACCACGCUCUGCAGAUCUUGAUGUCCCCGAGGCUCCAUGUGGAGUUACUCCCCCUCUUCACUGUAUCACAAUCACAUUGCCUUUCUCUACUUGGAUGUGGGUCACUUGAUGUCAUCCCCUCCAGAUAUUGUCAAUAAAAAUGUUAAAGAUUUAUCCCGGGUGGAACCACUAGGCUGUCAGCCUGGAGAGGUGACAGUCAGUUGGACACAAAAGUGGAAUUGUUUUCUGCAGCUGCCACUGUUGCGUUCUCUGUUGAGUCCUAAUCCUCCUUGGCCCCCGGCCCCCACCACCCAAGAAAAUUCUCACAAUUCCCAAAAGUGUUGAUAAUAUUUUGUGACAAAGAAUAAAUUUAUGAAGUUAG